This is a messenger RNA of Ostrea edulis (European flat oyster), 441 nucleotides long. RefSeq lists its product as uncharacterized. Lineage: Eukaryota; Metazoa; Mollusca; Bivalvia; Ostreida; Ostreidae. Bases 1 to 441 code for a protein of 146 amino acids. The transcript has a single exon. The record is from RefSeq and is a predicted model, not a curated record.
AUGUCAAAGGCGCAUGAUACACCUUCCUUUUUCUACUGCCUUGAAUUCUCUACCGAUUUCAUUUGUGUUUGGUGGUGGGUAUAUCACCCAGACACCAGCAUACUGGAAGACGCACAGGUUCCUGACGACGAUGAAAUCAGUCCCUCUGUAUUAAAGGAGGAGGUGGAAAAGGCAAUCCUCAGCUUGAAACCAGGAAAGUCUCCAGGAAUGGACAACGUCCCCACCGAGCUGUUGAAGUGUGGAGGAGAAGCUACAACAAAGGCCCUCACAAAACUCUGUCAGAGGAUAUGGGAGAAGAAAAGAUGGCCAAGAGAAUGGACUCAAUCCCUAAUCAUUCCAUUACCAAAGAAGGACAACCUAAGACAAUGCCAGAACUAUCGGACAAUAAGGCUCAUCAGUCACCAUAGCAAAGUCAUGCUCAGAGUCAUCCUAACCGACUGA